CCCUCCCAUGCAGGCAGCCCCACCCCCACUUCACCCGGGACUGGAGGCCGGUCCAGCUCCCCCGGAGGUGGCAGUGUAGGCGGAGGCGGGGGUGGAGGCGGGGGUGGUCGGUUGAUCCCCACCUACCCGCCCAUCCGCUACAACGUGCCCUCCCGUGUGGCUGCGGCCUACCUGAGCAGCAGCAGCAGCAGCAGCCCCCCCACCUCCGCCUCCUCCCCCGGUCCCGCCUCCGCCCCCCAGCCCCCACCGCCGCGGCGGGAGUUCCGGGUGCCGCAGUACGCGCCCCUGGACCUGUCGGGCGUGCGCUCCUGCCUGGGUGAGUACGUGCGCAGUGGCGUGCGGCGACCUGACCCCGAGACCCUGCAGCAGUGGCGGCGCAGCAGGGGACGGCAAGGCGGCAGGGACAGCAGCUCGGGAGGGAGUGCGCGCGGCGUCCCCCUCACCCCCGCCCCGGUUCCCGUGGGUGAGGACCUGCUGUCAGGCGCGGUGGCUGCUGCGGGGGCGGCGCGGCGGGGACACCCGCACCUGCACCCGCACAUGGCACCCGGGGCAGCUGGAGGGUUGGAGGGGGGGGUGACGGACGUGGCGCACCCCGCCCCGCCGCCGCACCUGUACCCCGCUGCUGGCCCCAGGGAGCCGGGCGGUGCAGUGCUGGCCUACGAGGAGUACAUGCAUGACCUGGCUGCCCGCUACCUGGCCCAGCAGGAGGAGGUGCUGGUGGCCACGUCAGCAUCCGCGGCGGCGGCGGCGGGGCAGCUGCUGGCGGCGGCGGGAUGGGGCAGUGGAGCGGAAGAGCAGGAGCAGGCGGCAGCGGAGGCGGAGGCAGCGGAGGCGGCAGCUAACGGAGGGCCUGCACAAGGGGGAGAGGGUCAGUCAGGCGAGGAGGCGGGAGCGGCUGCGGCUGCGGCGUCCUCAGAGGCUCCGGCGGCGGCAGCGGAGGGUGCACUCCGGUUCGACUCCCGCGCCCUCGCCACCUCAGAGCCCGGCCCCGUGCCCCCACCUGCUGGCGCCGACACCUGUCAGCAGCAGCAGCAGCAGGACCCGCAUGCCGAUCAGGGCCCCCAUACCCGCAUGGCAGCUGCCGCUGACCACCACCCCCACAGCGCCUCCACCUCCACCACCACCCCUCCCGCCUCCUCCUCCGUCAGGCCACACUGCUCACACAGCCCUCCUCGCCACCAACAAGCCCUCCUCACCUCCGUCGCCACCGCCUCCGCCGGGGCACAUCCGCCGCCGCCUCUGCAGCAGCAGCAGCAGCAGCAGCAGCAGCAGCAGCAGCAGCAGCAGCAGCAGCCAUACGGAAUCAUGCCGCCGCACGCCCCCGACUCGCCCUUCGUCUCUCCCGGCCGUGCCUUCGCCACGGCGCCGCAGCUUAUCCCGCUGCCGCCGCCGCCGCCAGUGCUGCUGCCCGCGCGCUCCGGCUCUCCCUUCGCCGGCGGCGGCGGCAGUGGCGGCGGCGGCGGUGGUGGAUGCGGCAGCCCGUCCACCUCUUUCAUCGACCAACAGCUGCUUGAGUACCUUCAACCCGUCAGUGUGGUGGGUCAUGCCCUGCAUGCGGACCUCGUCCGGAGCAACGUCAACAACAUCAUUAACCCCAGGAGCGCUGGCGGCGGCGGCGGCGGCCUCCGCCGGCGCGCUGGCAGCUGCGGCUCCGCCACCUCCGCCGGCAGCAGCCCCGUCGGUGCAGCUCCACCGCUGUUACUGCCGCCGUCAGCUGCUGCUGCUGCUGCUGCUGGCGGCAGCGGUACGGCAGCAGCCGCCAGCGGCGGCGGCGGGAUGUGGGCCGCCCCGCAUGAUAUGACAUUGGUAACCCAACAACACCAGCAACAACAUCAUCAACACCAGCAGCAGCCACCCUCUGCCCUGGACCCCGCGGCUCAAGCGGAGGUGGUGGUGGCGUUCGCAGCAGCGGCAUACCGGCUUGCUGACCCUAACGUCCACGCCCUGCUGCUGCCCUCCCGAUCUACCCCUGCCUCCGCCGGAGGCGCCUCCGCCGCCGCUUCCGCCGGCAGCCACUCGGCUGGACUGCGAGCGCACAGCAGCCGACGCGCGGCGUCAUCGGCUCGCCGAGCAAGACCCUCGCCCGCGUCUGGCGGCGGCGGCGGCGGAUACUUUAGUCACUCGCACUCGCAUAUACACACGCAUUCGUUCCUCACAGGUGGCCGCGGCUUGGGCGUCCACUCGGCCGGCGACGGUGGACAACAGCGCGCUCGGCCGCCGCCACCCGCCCGCGCCCGUCCUCACUUCCUCUUCGUCGCGACCGGCUAGCCCAGCGGCCGGCGGUGCUGCUGCUGCUGCCAGUGACGGCGAUCGGGCUACUGCAAUUCGUCCCGUCGCAGCAACUCCACCAGUGGCAGCGGCGGCGGCGGCAUCUCUCGGCGGCACCGUCACUCGUCGUCUGGCGGCGACGGCCGCCGUCAGUGCCCCUGCCGGCGGCCGCUCCGGCUGGUUUGCGAGCUCGGGUGUGGCUCCUCCGCAGCCCCCCUCCUCCGACCCGCACCAGCUCCACAACCCCGCCUCGCCCACCUCACCCACCACCACCGCAUCCUCCUCAUCCGCUCCCGCCCCCAUCCCUACCUCCCCGGUCGCCGCCGCCGCCGCCGCCUCCCCCCGCUGGCUAUCCGCCCCCGCCGCCGCCUCCGGCCUGCAGCCCACCCCACGUUCCUCCCUGCGUGCCAGCUGCGGCUACACCUCCCUGCUGCAGCACCGCUCCUCCGGCUCCAUCGCGGGUCAUAGCACCGCCAGCGGUGGCGGUGGCAGCAGCCACGGAGGCAGUCAUGGUGGCGUCGGGGCUGCCGCUGCGGUAGGGGCAGGGGCUGCGGCCGGCCAUGCAAGCUGUCAUGGUCCCCAUGGAAGCGGCGGCAGCAGUGGCGGCGGCAAUGGCGGCGGCAAUGGCAGGCGUUUCUCGUCACUGAUGGCCGCCGGGGCCGCUGCGGGCGGUGCGAGUAGUGGCAGCGGCGGUAGCGGUGUGUUGAUGCCCAACGGCGCAAUGAGCUGCAAACUGCGCAACUUUUAUACCAGCUCCCCCGCCUGUCUGGUGACCCCCGAGGGUGCACUGGCGCUGCCACAAGCCUACUCUGUGGCCGCAGCAGCAGCAACGGCAGUGACUGCUGCAGCAGCCGGCAGCGGCGGCGGAGGCACCGGAGGCGCCGGCGGACCCUCACCAGCAGCAGCAGCAGCACCCGUCAGUAACAACAAAUGCAACAGUGCCGUAUCCCACGCGACCAACAGCAGCAGAGGUAACUCGGCUGCUCAUCCCAACGGCAACUCUGUCAGCGCGGAUGGCAGCAGCAGCAACAGCAGCAGCAGCAGCAACGGCACUAACAGCAAUUCUGGUGGGGAGGCAGCCUCCCUGUCACAUGCAGAGACAGCAGGAGAGGUGCACCACCACCACCAGCACCAACACCAUCUCCAUCAGCAGCAGCAACAAGCCUCGCUACUUUGCGCCUCAUCCCCCACCGCGGGUCCCCUCCUCUGUCGACGACCCGCGACUGCGGCGCCGGCAGUAGCAGCGGCGGCGCCUGCAGCAGCUGCGGCGGCAGCAGCAGUAGCCGCAGCUGCUGCUGCGGUGGCGGCUGCUGCUGUUACAGAGGGACGUCAGUCAUACUCGGGGGGUGGUGUUGCGUCAGCGUCGGGUCGUGUGUCGGAAACGGGCGGUUCCUCCUCGGUCGCCAUCCGCAGUCCGGUGCGCAUCCGUAGCAGCGAGCCGGUUGGGUUCGCGGAUGCGGUGACGGCAGCGCGCAUGAAUGUUGCCAUCAUGGCUGACGAGCUGAUGCAGCGGCAGGCUGAGCAGCGGCAGCACGCACGCAUGCUGCGGGAGCGGAGCCUGCACCUGCACCGCCGGCCCUCCACUGAGGCUGCCCGCAUGGUCUAUCAGCGCUCCUUCGGGGCGUUUCUGGCGGCUAGAAGCGGGGAGACGGCGGCGGCAGCGGCGGUGGUGGGGCCGGGAGACAGCGGGCCGGGGGACUGACGGUUGGUGGGUAGGGUAGGGUAGGGUUCGUGGGGGUAUAGACCGUGUGGUGGAUCCGGGCCCACAAGCACAUCCCGACGCGAUGCGGAGGCUGGUGUGGGGUACCGUGUAUUUAUUGCGUGAUGGUUGGGUGGGUAGGGUUGGUUGGAGGUACUAUGAGGGUCUUGCUAUGGUCGAGGCAAGCGUGAAGAAGAUGAGGAGCAGCGGCGUCGUGUUCCAGAUGAUGCUGGUGUCGCAGGAGGAGGACGGGAUGCGGCGUGUUGCUGCUGCUGUUGGCUGCAUCAUGAUGGAUGCGCUCUUGGAACCGUGCGGAUCCUCUUCUUGCUGAGAAUGUGAGAAUGUGAGGCAAGCUCGGAACAGCAGGCUACCGGUACUGGAAAUGGAGGAUUGUGUUGUGGAGGGUUCGAAAGCUGAUUUACACACAUUUUGGCAUUGUUGCUUACCAUUCCUGCUUUUGGUACUGGUGUCCUUAUCGAUAUGGAUGUUGACUUGCGGCUAUCUUUGUUGGCGUGCGUUUGCGGCGUGCAGGCGUGCGACUGCGGCGUUAAAUGGGUUGCAGAGGCUUCAUGUCAGGCAGUCUGUUGAUGCCCUGACCGCAUUUACUACCUUUUGCGAGCUUACCAGUUGGCGUUUUGUAGGACUGGUCUCAGCGUUUCGCAAUGCUUCUUGCUCCCAUGUUGACCCUUGCCAUAAUCUCGUCCUCUUCGUCUCUUAGGAUGUUGCAAUAUCUUGCAGCCGUGUUGACCUGGUCCUGUCGACAAAGGCAAAUCACACGUUGGCUGACCAGAGUCGAAACUUCAGUUGACAGUUGACGCAUGCAAUUCAUCGUGGACAGUUGGAUACCCGGCCUCAUGAAGUGCCUUUAACUUGUGACAGGGCGGGAACCUGGCUUUUUAAAUGUGGCGUGUGAGGGUGGUUGUGACAGCUGUUGACUGAUGCCAGGCUUCAGGUGACGCCCACAACGUGACUCGCGUCCUUCAACACACCGCAGCGUGUGCAAUGCGUUUUCUGGGGCUUGAAGCCCCCGUAUGACUGGUCGGUGUGCUGUCAUGCAACACAUGCGCACCCCUGGUGCGGUGUCGUUGGCAUGGCGAGGGGAAGAAGUGGGGCUGGUAUUCAUGUACUGGACACAUGUGGAUGGCCCCGAAAGCAGCAGAGUAGGGGAGUUGGUUGCUUGACCAGUUGCGUCACCCAUGGCACAUGCCAAGCAUUGUGGGGGAUUGCGAGAACGGCUGCUUCCUAUUACGUUUUGUUGGGAAGUUGACUGGAAGAGGCGGUGCGGCAUUUCCACGGCACAUAGCUUCUAAGGAAUAUAUACCGAAAAAGAACCGCAUCCUUUAGGACAGGCGUAGUUGCGCGUGCCAUAAUUUCCAUGCCAGUUAUGUGUUGUUCAUCGGAAACCUAUCCAGAUUUCAUGCCUGCCCUAGCCUUGGCAGGAUAUGGUUGGUGCUGGUGAUGGGUGUGACGCCAGCUGUACACACUUGCGCACCCAACACCCGCGCCCAACACCUGCUCUUAACAAGUAAUGGCCUUGCUCGAUUGGCGCGAUAGCGGGCACAUCAAGCAAAGGGACGUAUCUGGGCUCCUGCCCGCAUUUCCUAGCAGCGACGGUUAGCUCUAGCGACAGCUCUACGGAACCGGAAGCGCAGCUCUGGUAUGAAGGGA
This is a messenger RNA of Astrephomene gubernaculifera, 5635 nucleotides long. NCBI's taxonomy places the organism in Eukaryota, Viridiplantae, Chlorophyta, Chlorophyceae, Chlamydomonadales, Astrephomenaceae. The record is from the annotation of a GenBank genome assembly.